AUGGAAUCAUUUCUUAGAAACCGUAUAAAAAAGACAGAAAUAAUUGAGAAAAUAGAGGAAAAAGAUGAAAUUAAAAAGGAAAAAAAAUCUAAAAAGUUUUUUACAUAUGAAUUUGUCUUUGUUAUUAUCUUUAUAUUAAGUUUUCUAACACGGUUUUAUGAUAUUCAUCAUCCUUCAGAAGUAGUUUUUGAUGAAGUUCAUUUUGGGAAAUUUAUGUCAUUGUAUCUUAGGAGAACAUACUUUUUUGAUGUACAUCCUCCAUUUUCUAAACUUUUACUUGCAUUUUUUGGAUGGAUAAUUGGAUAUGAUGGCCAUUUUCUUUUUGAAAAUAUCGGAGAUUCUUAUAUUGAAAAUAGUGUUCCUUAUGUAUAUAUUCGAUUGGUUCCAGCAUUUUUUGGUGCUAUGGUAGUUCCUCUGGUAUUCUUAAUUAUGAAACAUUCAGGACAUAGUCUUCUUUCAUCAACAUUUGCAGCAUCUCUUGUUCUUUUUGAUAAUGCUCAAGUGACUCAAUCUAGACUUAUUUUACUAGAUUCUAUAUUAAUUUUUUUAAUGACGUCUACAUUGUAUUGUUAUAUUCGUUUUUCUAAUAUAAGAUAUCUUGAAUUUUCUUUUGUUUGGUGGAAAUGGCUUUUUUUAACUGGUUUAUUUUUAUCAUGUACAAUUAGUACAAAAUAUAUUGGAUUAUUUACAUAUAUGGCUAUUGGUGUAAUGGUUGUUAUAGAUUUAUGGGACCUUUUAGAUAUUCGUAAGGGAUAUACUUUGAAUUAUUUUACUAAACAUUUUAUUGCUAGAGCCAUAUCUCUUCUAGUAUUUCCAUUUAUUCUAUAUUUACUUUGGUUUUAUAUUCAUCUUAGUAUUCUUUCUAAGACAGGACCAGGUGAUAGAUUUAUGACUCCAUCUUUUCAAGAAACUCUAGAUGGCAAUAUUCUUUCUUCUAGCUCAAUUGAGGUUAAUUAUUAUGAUAAAAUUCUUAUAAAACAUAAGGAAACAAAUGCUUUUCUUCAUUCACAUACGGCUAGAUAUCCUUUACGGUAUAAUGAUGGUCGUAUUUCAUCUCAAGGCCAACAAGUAACUGCAUAUAUACAUAAUGAUACAAAUAAUCAUUGGAUUAUUGAACCAGCUUAUUUAUCUAAUGAAACAUUAUUGAAAAAGCGUGUAUUAAACAAUGAUUAUAUUAGAUUGAAACACGUUUCAACAGAUACUUAUCUGUUGACUCAUGAUGUGGCAUCUCCUAGAUAUCCAACUAAUCAGGAAUUUACUACUAUAUCAAAUCAAUUGAAAGAUCGUUAUAAUGAGACUAUAUUUCAAAUUAAAUGUGAAUAUGACAAAAAUAAUUCCGUUCUUAAAACAAAAGGCAAAACAUUUAAAUUAAUUCAUAAAUUAACAGGUGUAGCAAUGUGGUCUAACAAAGAUCCUUUGCCUGAUUGGGCUUUUAAACAACAAGAGGUUAACGGUAAUAAAAAAAUAAAACAAGAGCAUAAUAUUUGGCUUAUUGAUGAAAUUGUUGACUUGAAUGAUACUAGUCGCGAAAUCAAAAAUUAUACACUUAGAAGUCUUUCAUUUUUUAAAAAAUAUAUAGAAUUACAAUUUUCUAUGCUUCGACACAAUAAUUUGCUAACUAAGUCUCAUCCUUAUUCAUCAUAUCCUAUCGAAUGGCCAAUAUUAAACAGGGGAAUUAGCUUUUGGACUAAGGAAUCUGAAUUUAAACAAAUAUACUUAUUGGGAAACCCACUUGGAUGGUGGUUCACUUUCUCAUUUACGAUUAUUUUUGUUAUUGUUAUAAUUUCAGAUCAAAUUUUAUUACGAAGAGGUUUAAACUUAAUUAAAGAAUCUCGUGAAUUGUUCUACAAUUAUACCACAUUUUUCUUUUUCUCUUGGAUGCUACAUUAUUUUCCAUUUUAUUUAAUGCGCCGCCAGCUCUUUUUACAUCAUUAUCUUCCUGCACAUAUUUGUUCUGCACUUCUAUCAGGAUCCCUAUUUCAAUUAUUAUUUGAAAAACAUAGUAAAUCAUUGAUUUCUUCCUAUUUUUUUAAAAAAAAUAAAGACAAAAUAAAUAUAGGAAGAGAAAAAAUAAUUAAUACACAAAACAAGGCUAAAAUUAUGUUCAUGAUAUUGACAAGUUCUCUUUUAGCAUGUUUUAUUUUUUUCUCUCCAUUUACAUAUGGUAAACCAGGAUUAACUUCUAAUGAAUUAUAUAAAAGGAAAUGGUCUCCUAACUGGGAUUAUGCUUACUUAAAGUAUAUUGCUAAAUAG
Pneumocystis murina B123 is the source of this 2253-nucleotide messenger RNA. RefSeq lists its product as hypothetical. The transcript has 12 exons. The record is from RefSeq and is a predicted model, not a curated record. Gene Ontology annotation, cellular component: membrane; endoplasmic reticulum. The coding region runs from base 1 to 2253 and encodes 750 amino acids. Gene Ontology annotation, molecular function: dolichyl-phosphate-mannose-protein mannosyltransferase activity. NCBI's taxonomy places the organism in Eukaryota, Fungi, Ascomycota, Pneumocystomycetes, Pneumocystales, Pneumocystaceae. Gene Ontology annotation, biological process: protein O-linked glycosylation via mannose.